GCCGGUUCCGGUGCUGGUUUGCCGGGGAGAGAAAGAAGAAAAGGCGGCGGAGCGCGCUGAGCUUGAGGCGGCUCGCCGCGCCAUGGGGGGCUGGAGGCUGUUGGCCCGCGCAGCCGAGGGGCUGUGGGCCCGGGCCGGCGGGGGCUGCGGGUCACACUUCAGCCUUAUUGUGAGAAGCACCCAUGGGGCCAGUGAUACCUGGUGGCAUGAACAUCUGUCUGAAGAAAAUUACGAGUUUCUUAAACAGUUAACUGCUGAAGAGUAUAAGGCCCAAACAGCAAGUAAACUGUGUCCUCUGAAAGAUGAACCAUGGCCCAUACAUCCUUGGGAGCCAGGUUCCUCAAGAGUUGGUCUUAUUGCAGCAAAAUUGGGCAUGAUGCCUUUAUGGACCAAGGAUGGUAAAAAAUAUGUUGUCACGUUACUUCAGGUACAAGACUGUCAUGUCCUAAAAUAUACCCCAAAGGAAGAAAGUCAGAGGACUCGAGGAACCCUAAUAGUAGGAGGAAGGAAUGUAUCCCAUUUCUCUAAAUCUGAAUCGUUAAUGAAAAUGUACAGAGACGUUGGCGUGCCGCCAAAACAGAAAUUCUCAUCAUUUCCUGUGACCGAUAAUGCUAUAAUUAAACCAGGCACUCCUCUGUAUGCUGCUCACUUCCGCCCUGGACAGUACGUGGAUGUCACAGCCAAAACGAUUGGCAAAGGUUUUCAAGGAGUCAUGAAAAGGUGGGGAUUUAAAGGACAGCCCGCCACUCAUGGUCAGACCAAAACCCACAGAAGACCUGGAGCAAUAGCCACUGGGGACAUUGCCAGAGUUUGGCCUGGAAAGAAAAUGCCGGGCAAAAUGGGUAACAUCUAUCGAACAGAAUUUGGACUAAAGGUGUGGAGAGUCAACACAAAACACAACAUAAUCUACGUGAAUGGUUCUGUGCCUGGACAUAAGAAUUGCUUAGUAAAGAUCCGGGAUUCUUCCCUGCCUUCCUAUAAAGACUACGCCAAAAAUUUACCAUUCCCUACCUAUUUUCCUGAUGAUGAAAAUGGAGAGGAACUACCAGAAGAUUUAUAUGCUGAGGAUGUCUGUCAGCCCAGUGACCCUUCUAUCGUAUACACUUAACAUCCCUGCACAUGGCGGACUCUCAUUCUCUCUGGACAUCACAGAGCUAUAACAAUGAGCCAGUGACCCAUCCCCCCCACCCCUUUUUCUCACUAGAAGCACACUGGGCCUUUUGUGUCAAGUGAACGACUCAACUUGGACUGUUAAAUCAUGGUAUUAAGCAGAGAUGAUUGAUGGUUGAAUUUUAAGCUGAGCAGCAAUUUGCAUAUUAAAAAAUCAUUUUUUAUAAUAA
Molecule: messenger RNA, 1340 nt
Organism: Trichosurus vulpecula (common brushtail)
Lineage: Eukaryota; Metazoa; Chordata; Mammalia; Diprotodontia; Phalangeridae
Gene: MRPL3
Product: mitochondrial ribosomal protein L3
Exons: 10
Coding region: 83-1108 (341 amino acids)
Biological process (GO): translation
Cellular component (GO): mitochondrial large ribosomal subunit; ribosome
Molecular function (GO): structural constituent of ribosome
Source: RefSeq, a predicted model, not a curated record